UACUCAACCAGAAAGAAUGUGUUACUAAAAUCUCUCCAUCCACGCCAGAGUAUUACAAAUUUCGAGAUGCCAUGUCUCUCAAGAUAACCUUCAAAGGGAAGGAGGACACACUUCACCUCAUCAACUGUUACACUCAUAUUGAAGUGUACUUUACUGGUCCUACCCAGCACUGUCCAUUAGUACGUAAGCUACUCACAACAGCUAUUGAUAAUAGCAGUGAUGCAAUGCACCUCAAGCAUAAUUACGUCAAUGCUUUUGCUUGCCCUUCAAAGAGGAGUAGCUGCUACUGUAUUGUUAGAUCCAGUGGAGAUGGUAAUAUUGUGAAUUGUACAGUUUGUCCAGUGUCAGCUACUAUCAGUAGUGAUCAUUGGUACUGGUUUGAAUCAGGACCUGCAGAGAGUAACAAUGGAACACAAAUAAAACAAGAUAAUGAUCAGCCAUCAGAUGAAAACCUCCUGUUAGACAAGAAGCCUCAAAAGAGUGACCUCGUUAGGUUAUUUAAAAGUUCUGCUGCCCAGUACAUGCUCAUUGGUACUGCACUUGAUGUUGAAGUGGAUGAUUUGUUACCUAAUCCUCAGUCAACCACUAAAAACCUCAUACUAGUGUUCAAUAGAUGGAUAGACUCUGAUAAUGACGUGACCUGGAGGAAAGUACUUCAAGUUUGUGACGAUUAUCCAGGCCAACUUGGAAGAGUAAAAGCUGAAGUGAAAGAAUUUCUAUCAUCAGACAGAGCCAGGGGUAGAUCUAGCCAGGGUCAAGUUGUGCAGUUAUUUGAAAUUAACUUUUUCAUGUGGAUGACUAUGUAA
Messenger RNA from Amphimedon queenslandica, 806 nucleotides. RefSeq lists its product as uncharacterized. The transcript has 3 exons. Bases 72 to 806 code for a protein of 244 amino acids. Lineage: Eukaryota; Metazoa; Porifera; Demospongiae; Haplosclerida; Niphatidae. The record is from RefSeq and is a predicted model, not a curated record.